AUGUCACGGCAAGUGCAAUGGCGCAGGUUUGCGUUCUUCGACAAGGAGACCGUCGCCGAAGACGUUGCCACCGAGAUUGGCGCUGAAGUGUCCUGUAUGCACACGGCGGGAGGCAGGCUUUAUCUCGGCGACGCAGCCGGAAAAGUAACCAUUUCCGACAGCAACCUCAGCGGCAAGAUUCAGCGCCAGGCGUACUCCGGGCCGAUCCUGGCGCUCGCGCUCGCCCCCGACGGCGUCCCCCCGGGGUCCGCGACAGCCCGAGCUGCGGCUCCCCUGCCCUCAAACCUUCCCUCUUCGUCCGGAACCAACAGCAGUACCGCCGCAAGCAACAAAACCAGCAGGAAAUACGGCGUGGUCGUUACACUUGGGGACGACUCCGUGAACCCUCCCCCGCAGGCGGAGGCCGGGGGGGCAGGAGGGGUUGGGGCAGGAAACGGUCGGUCCCCCUGCGUGCUAAAGUUUUGGGCGGGUGCGGACAUGGGGUUGUGCAUCCGCGCGGUGGACGUUGCGGCGCAAAUGCCGGACGGGCAGCAUCAGAGAUGGGCUUCCUCCGGAGGCGGGGCGGGGGGGGCGCGGGCAAGACUCCCUCGGUUGACGGCGUUCGCGAUCACGCCCGACGCAUCUCAGGUGGCGUGCGGCUUUUCAGACGGAAUGGCGUUGCUCCUGCAAGGGGACCUGGUGCGCAGCCCGGUCUUGCCGCCGCCGCCGCCGCUGCUGAUACAGCCGGGUGAGGAGAACCCUUCUGCUGUCACGGCGCUGCACUUCUCCAAGGGACAGCAACGCGGUCGGGGUGGCGGCAGCGGCAGCUCGAGUCCACCUCAGCCCAAACUCAUCGUCGGCUACGACCUGGACAAGGAGGGAGGCAACGGCGGCAUGCCUUCCCCGGACUUUCCCUCGCUGGGCCUUCUCUCCUACGACACCCGGACAGAUGCGGAGCCCUUGGUCCUGGACGAGCAAGGCUGCCAGGAAGGUUGCUCCGCUUUCGGGCAGUCUACGCAGGAAAUGGUGGUCGGCCGCGAGGACGGGGUGUUUUUCUUUUCCUCGGAGGAUAGGGGCGGCGCCGCGGGCUUCGAAGGCAAGAAGCAGCACGUCGGCUGCUUGUGGAACUACAUCUUGGUGGUCAGCGAAGAUGGUCGAUCGGGAAGGCACACGAUCAAUAUGUACGACAUGAGAAAUAAGCUCGUGGCGUUUCACGCCUUGCUUCCCCAGGGACAGGGCGUCAAGCGAAUAUCCUGCCAGGGCGAGCGAUACGACCCUAACGCCGGGACCAAUCUCGGGAACGGUGCCGGCAACGUAGUAGCCGGCAACGGUAGCGUCGGGGGAUCCGGGGAAGGCUUGGCCUUCAUCCUCACGAACAGGAACUCGCUGCUCAGGCUUCGAGAGCGAGACACGUCUUCCAAGCUCGAGCUCCUCUUCAGGAAGAACCUCUACCCGAUGGCCAUCUCGCUGGCUUACGCCAGCGACCACGACGUGUCGGAGAUCCUGGGGAUUUAUCGCAUGCACGGGGACCACCUCUACAAGAAGGGAGACUUCGAGGGUGCGAUGCAGCAGUACCAGUGCACGAUCGGGCAGCUCGACCCCAGCUACGUCAUCCGCCGCUUCCUCGACGCGCAGAGGAUAGGGCUGCUCACGUCUUACCUCGAGGCGCUUCACGACGCUGGCCAGGCGUCGUCGGAGCACACCACCCUGCUCCUCAACUGCCACACCAAGCUCAAGGUGCUGGAUGUCGAAAAACUGGACCGUUUCAUACACCCCUCCGGCGAUACAACAACUCCACAGCAACAACAGCAACAACAACAAGUCCGCGGCUCGACCAGCGCCGCGGCAAGCACCGCCUUGUCGCAUCGGCUGGGCGGGGCGGGGGACGGCGGGAGUAGUGGUGCCGCCGGCGCAAACUUCGACGUGGCGACGGCUAUUCGGGUGUUGAAGUCGGCGGGGCACGCGGACCAUGCGGCGGAGUUGGCCCGAAGACAUGGGGAGCACGACUGGUUCCUCCGCAUCCAGCUCGAGCGCUCGCAGCCGGACUUCUCUGGGGCCCUGGCGUACAUCGCCUCCCUACCUUUCAGCGAGGCAUCCAAGCAGCUACGGCGGCGAGGGAAGCCGCUGGUGGCUGCACUGCCCGAGGAUACGACCGGUGUUCUGAUGGCCCUCUGCACCGGAAGGUACUCGAGCAUGCCGGACCCAGCGACAGCCGCCGCGGGGGGCGGCGGCGGCGGCGGCGGCAACCCCAACAGCAAGGACAAGGCCUCCCCAACCACGGCUAAGGCGGCGGCGGAAGACUUUGUGCACCUCUACGUGGACGAGCCUCGCUGGCUCCGCAUCUUCCUCACGUACGUCCUGAGGGAAGGCGGCCGGGCGGGGCCCACGGUCGCCGACACCCUGCUCGAGCUGCUGCUGAGAGAGUGGGCGGCGGCCGGCAGCGGACAGCGAGGAGGGUCUAGCGGCGGCGGCUUGGCGGUUAAGAAGCAGCGGGAGGACGAGGUGAUGGCGUUGUUGGACAACCCUCGCGCCGGGUACGACGCGGACCACGCCCUGGUGCUGGUGCAGAUGCUCAACUUUAAGCCCGGGCAGCUGUACCUUUACGAAAAGCUGUACAUGACGGAGCUCGUGUUGGAGCACUACGUGGACACGGGGGAUACACGGAACAUGAUUCGCGUGUGCCGGAAAGAGGGGAACAACAACCCGGAUCUCUGGGUACAGGUCCUGAGCUACCUCGUCAACAACGUUCCCUCGUCCGGGGACAUCCAGGAAUCAUCCCCGCUCCCGGACAACGCCGGCGAUGGAAACCCCGCCGGUGGCAAAAGCGAGGACGGCGGCGGCGGCGGCGGGGACGUGAGCUCGGACGAUGGGGAGGGGGCCGGCGGAGAGGAAGGGAGGUGGGACGACGUUCGCGAGCUGUUGGCGUUGAUGGAGCGGGAUCAAGUGCUGUCUCCGUUGCAGGUGGUGAGCAUCCUGUCUCAAAACUCGCAGCUCCCUCUGUGGGUGACGCGAGACUUCCUGCCCCGUUACCUGUCGACGUCGGCUGCUGCUGCCGCUGCUGACGCCGCUGCUGCCUCGGAGCUGAGAGAGAGCACGAACAAGAUGAGGGCGGAGAUUCAGGGCCUUCGAGCAACGGUGCAAUCGUCGUCAUCGUCAGGCUCUAGGGUGGCCAUGGAAUUGCCCACCUUCAUGGCUUCGGAGCUGGAGAAAGGCGGUUCGAAGACGUUAUCAUCGUCCGGGUUGGGCGGGCUAGGCGGGGAGCAGGCGAAGAUCCACGACAUCAAGGCGGCACAAGCGAGAAGCGCCUUGGACCACGAGCAGUUUUUCAAGGGGCUUGAGGAGGCGGCCGACGGCUUUGGCCAGGUUGCCUCGUACUUCGGCAAGGGCGUCAUGUCCAUGUCUUGA
Ectocarpus siliculosus is the source of this 3384-nucleotide messenger RNA. The record is from the annotation of a GenBank genome assembly. Lineage: Eukaryota; Phaeophyceae; Ectocarpales; Ectocarpaceae.